AUGGGAGACCAGUUGAAAGAGUAUGAGGGUCUAAGAGAGAAGCUGAACAAGACAUUGUUGCAAAAAAAGCAGCUGGAAGACGAGUUUGACGCGUUACAGCAGGAAAUCUAUGACAAAGAGACUGAAUAUUUUAGUAACAGGACUAUUGCCACUGCAUCUGGUGCUUUGAAACAUGUGAGUACUCCAGGGAAUAUCAUCAAGGGAUUUGAUGGCUUUACCAAGUCGCACAGCCACCAUCAUCACGGGGGGACUGCUUCUGCGGCCAGUAGUUCUUUGAAUUUGAACAGUCUCAAUACCAACAGCGAUUUCCCAAUUGAAAAUAGUGAUCGCAUCUUCUCCCUUAGCAGUGCCACUUUUAUCAAACAGUUGCAACAGCAGCAACAAAGUUUGCGCAAUUUUCAGCAGUCGCAACUGCAAGGAGAAGAGGACGAUGGAGUCUACGAUGACGACGAUGAUGCUGAAGAUGGCAAGAUCAGACCAAAUGGUAGAAACUUAUCCAGAUAUUAG
Messenger RNA from Kazachstania africana CBS 2517, 507 nucleotides. RefSeq names its product Eaf6p (gene EAF6). Bases 1 to 507 code for a protein of 168 amino acids. The record is from RefSeq and is a predicted model, not a curated record. The transcript has a single exon. Gene Ontology annotation, cellular component: NuA4 histone acetyltransferase complex. Lineage: Eukaryota; Fungi; Ascomycota; Saccharomycetes; Saccharomycetales; Saccharomycetaceae.